CUUUCUGGCUUACAUUGUAAAUUCUGCUGCCCUGCACAGCACAAGAGGAGUUAAAGCUUUUCCUUUCUAGUAGGGGGGUUUCACUCUCAUGCAACAGAUAUCUCCCACUCUACCCUUGAAAAGCUAGAUGCUCUAGAGAGAGAGAGCAAGAGACAGACAGACAGAGAAAGAGGGAGAGAGAGAGAGUUAGCCUCAUGCACAUGAAUGUGGUCGGGGCUGGAGAAGCUUUUUUUUCUCACUGGACAAUUUGCUUAGAAGUGAACACUAGGUUUUGCUGAUAGACUGCAAUACAGACACAGGCAGAUCUCUCUGUGAAAACCACUUGGAGCUUUCAGUGUUUGGUAGAGAAGCACUUUCUGCAGUGUUUAUUUGUGCCAAAAAUUUACCUUUUUUUCUUUGUCUUCUUUUACAAACAUAUACAAGUCUUUGCUUUUGGACUUUUUGAUUGCCUUUCUUGGUUAAUUCUGUAUCCUUUGGUCGAACAGGGAUUUCUAAAAGGAAAAAAAAGCUUGUGGAUACUACAGCACAGGUAGCUGUGGAAAGUUCUGUAUACGCUGUCUUGUGGCAUACCUUUCCUGUCAUACCCAAUGGGACUGGAUCCAAACUCCUGUGGUCCUUACAAGGAUGAAAGCAGAACCAUGUUACCUGUCACCUAAGUCUGAGGCAACUGCUAUGGUUUUCAGAGAUGAUCCUGUACCAGGCAUGUACAGACUUGCAUUUCUGAUCAGAGUCUGCAAUUACUGAGACUACCACAAGGGUGGAAUUGACUCCCUCCAAUCAGCCAGCUUUUCGGGUACUUAGUACUGGAGAGUUACUAUGCAGUUUGGACUGUUUGCUGUGCUUGUCUUGAUCUUGAUGGAUAUUGCAGACAGCAACAAGUUUGUGAAGGGGAGGCGACACAGGAGAAGAAGUACAGAAGUGAGCAUGGUCUGCGCAAAGGGAUGCGAUUUGUGUUCAGAGUUUAACGGAUGUAUGAAGUGUUUGCCAAAACUUUUCAUCCUAUUGGAGAGAAAUGAUAUCAGACAGACUGGGAUCUGCUUGCAAUCUUGCCCUCAAGGUUAUUUUGAUGAUCGCAAUCGGGAGAACAACAGGUGUCUGAAAUGUAAAAUUAAUAAUUGUGAGACCUGCUUCAGCAAAAAUUUUUGUACAAAAUGUAAGGAAGGUUUCUACUCACACAAAGGAAGCUGUUACUCUUCAUGUCCCGAGGGUUUUUCUGCAGCCAACGGCACAUCAGAAUGCAGCUCUGUACAAUGUGAAAUGAGUGAGUGGGGAGCCUGGAGCCCAUGCUCUAGAACAGUGAAGUGCGGAAGAAAGAAAGGCACUGAAGAGAGAAGCCGGAUGGUUGUGAAGGCACCUCUUGGAGACCUUGCUCUCUGUCCACCUACCACAGAGAGGAGAAAAUGCACAAUGCCCAAAAUCCCUUGUAUAAAAGGAGAAAAGGUAAGGAAAAAAGACAAGAAAGACGAACAAGGAAAGAAGGAAAAAAACAAAAACAAAAAAAAGAACAGUGAGGAGGGUGGAAACAAGAAAAGGAAAGGCCAACAAAAAGUGACUUCAGUGCCCAGUACUCCUUCUCUUCCGGUACAGUAGCUGCCACUAUAGGGUGAUAACCAAGCAAGACAAAAGAUUAUUGCUGCUAUGUAUCUAAAAAGCUUUCUUGAACUGGAGCACCGCUACAACUUAAGCACCUACACGAUAUGCGAAUACAAAACUCCCAUGGUUAAGUGGAUGAGUUUGACUGCACAUGGUUUAAGUCGUUUUGCUGCAGGAUUUCCAGUGAGAAGACACUUUAUGAACAAUGCACAGAAAUCCUAAUAUUUCAUUUGGAUAUGGACACCUUCUAAGUUGAUGCAAUGAAUAUUCCAACUGAGGUGCAAUGUAUGGAGACUGGAGUCUGAAUCAAAAUUAGCUGAUGAACCGUGGGUUUCCGUAUCGCCUAGAAAUAGUCCCAGUGUCCCUAUACUCCUGUCAAGUCUGUGUUUUAAACUGUAUGACUUAAUCUAUGGAGAAUAUAUGUUAAACCAUUGUGAAAUAAUGUCAAAAAGUAACCGAGAUAAAAUGUCAUCAAAAGUUUAUUUCAAUUUUAAAAAUAAUAAUAAUAUUCUAACAGAGGGUGUUAGAAGGAUAUGUAUGACUGAUGCAGGACAGUGAAAUUGAACUAAAAAAUGUUUUAUUUUCGAACGGAUUUUUAAGUGUUUUAUUGUUAUGAAAAGAAGGAAAUUAAAUAUUACAAAACAAUAAAGGGGUUUUGUGACAACAGACCUCAACAAGAAUAUUUUGCAAAUGCACUUGGUAUAUGUUUGUGUAAUAUGGAGUAAUUGAAUAGGAAUACAGGUAUAUUUUUAUAAAAAUUAUAGUUCAUAGAAAGCAGUAUGGAUAUUAUGAAAUAUGUUAGUUUUCACAUAAGUGUGUGUAUAAAUGU
Molecule: messenger RNA, 2422 nt
Organism: Xenopus laevis (African clawed frog)
Lineage: Eukaryota; Metazoa; Chordata; Amphibia; Anura; Pipidae
Gene: rspo1.L
Product: R-spondin 1 L homeolog
Exons: 6
Coding region: 817-1590 (257 amino acids)
Biological process (GO): positive regulation of Wnt signaling pathway
Cellular component (GO): non-collagenous component of basement membrane; extracellular region
Molecular function (GO): signaling receptor binding
Source: RefSeq, a predicted model, not a curated record